Molecule: messenger RNA, 1086 nt
Organism: Suncus etruscus (white-toothed pygmy shrew)
Lineage: Eukaryota; Metazoa; Chordata; Mammalia; Eulipotyphla; Soricidae
Gene: MED18
Product: mediator complex subunit 18
Exons: 3
Coding region: 200-826 (208 amino acids)
Biological process (GO): regulation of transcription by RNA polymerase II; termination of RNA polymerase II transcription
Cellular component (GO): mediator complex; core mediator complex
Molecular function (GO): transcription coregulator activity
Source: RefSeq, a predicted model, not a curated record
GUAAUUCGCGAGGGUUAGACUUUAGAGUGGGCGGCUCGUUGCAGGUCCAAAGCUGAAAGGUCCUCCGGGAGAUCUAAAUUUCCGCUUUCCCAGAAGAGGCGAGAGUCCGCUUGGCAGUAUCUUUGUGGUGUGUAUCCUGUACUUUCCUUGAUUAGGAGAUCCAGAUUCCAUCCUGCUGACUUGAACUUAAUCAAAGACCAUGGAGGCACCUCCGGUGACCAUGAUGCCUGUCACUGGGGGCACCAUCAACAUGAUGGAGUACCUGCUUCAGGGAAGUGUUCUAGAUCAUAGCUUGGACAGCCUCAUCCAUCGCCUUCGAGGUUUGUGUGACAACAUGGAACCAGAGACUUUCCUUGACCACGAGAUGGUCUUCCUUCUUAAGGGCCAGCAAGCCAGUCCAUUUGUCCUAAGGGCACGGCGUUCUAUGGAUAGGGCAGGGGCACCCUGGCAUCUACGUUACCUGGGACAACCUGAAAUGGGGGACAAGAACCGCCAUGCCUUGGUACGAAACUGCGUAGACAUUUCAACGUCUGAGAACCUCACUGACUUCCUGAUGGAAAUGGGCUUCCGCAUGGACCAUGAAUUUGUUGCUAAGGGACACUUGUUCCGCAAGGGCAUCAUGAAGAUCAUGGUGUAUAAGAUCUUCCGCAUAUUGGUGCCAGGGAACGCAGACAGCACUGAGGCCCUGUCCCUGUCCUAUCUCGUGGAACUCAGUGUUGUUGCUCCAGCGGGGCAGGAUGUGGUUUCCGAUGACAUGAGGAACUUUGCUGAGCAACUGAAGCCACUGGUUCAUCUGGAGAAAAUAGACCCCAAGAGACUCAUGUGAUGAGGGCUGCUUGUCCAUUGUUACAGUGGCCCCCGUUGUAACAAACUGUUAGCCCUACCAACAGGUCAGGCAAUAUGGGCUUGAUUCUUUAUUUUUCUCUCAUGUAACAAGUUCACUUGUAUGACCUUUUUUUUUUUACUAAAGACUCAGGAUGACACAAACUCUCUGAUUCCUCUUUAAAGAAGGAAAAUGGAAAUAAGUUAAUUUUUAGAAAGAAAAACUUCUUGUUUUGCCAUUUGUGUAAGGUUUGUAAAUAAAGG